AUGAACACCACAUACAUGAACACCACCUCAAAAUGCCCCGACUUCCUUGAAGCACCGCCCAACGUCACAUUUCCCACCUGUGCUCUGGGCUCCUGUGCCAAUAACUCAGCCGUCAUGGCAAGAUGCUGUACCGACACUCCUAUCAUUCCUUACUACUACGACUCUGGCUUCCCAGGAGCCAAGAACGAGACUUCUGGCUGGGGGUCAUAUUGCCAGAUGAAAGACAACGUCUCUGCUGCGGUAUGGGAGAACUGUGUCAGCUUCAAUGGUGCAAACGGUGCUAUUCGAUGGCUGAGCGAGGAAAUCGCAAACUCACCCGUCCUUGCACCAUUUCGACCAUUGGAGCUGGUUGCUUGCGGUGGGUUCGUCGCAGUGACGUGCCUCCGUAACAGAUCAGAAUCCCACGAUCUCGACUACUUUCUCAACAAACGCACCUUUGGUCGACAGUACGAUGCUGUCAAAACAGAAAUGAAACGUCUCAUCAGAAAGAUUGCUGACAAUCUGCAUUUCGUGCCUGACUGGGCCAACGAUGAAAUCACCACCUUUCUGUCUCUUCUCAACAAUCCGGAAGCCCUAUUCAUUGAAUCUAAACAGCAGGGGGAUGUUCUUCAUAGCGACAACAACCUGGUUAUAUACGCAGCAAAGUGGGAAUGGGUACUUGCGCGCAAGUUGAAACGAUUGCAGAGAAUAAACCGAGCUCAGAGUCCCGAUGACUGGCUGGAUUGCAUCUCGAUCGCCACUCUCCUCUACAUCAAGAACGGCCGUUCCAAGCUGAGCCCUCGUAUCCUACAAAGGUACGAUGACACUAACAGAGAGUUAUCUGUACUGCCAGAGACGGUGAAAGAGCUGACAAGACGUGCACGGGAAUCUACUAAUGUGAGCCUCUUCCCUUAUUCUGUCUGGUUCUACACCCACCACGCUUUUCGUUAUCAGUGGGAAACAGGAGAAAGUAUUGCACAUGAUCUGUGGCCACAAAGAAGAGGUCAGAUCCAAGUUUAUGAUGUCGCCCGCUCGAAGUGGAGAUAUUAUGACUGCGAGAAACAGAAAUGGGUAUGA
This is a messenger RNA of Aureobasidium pullulans EXF-150, 1056 nucleotides long. RefSeq lists its product as uncharacterized. NCBI's taxonomy places the organism in Eukaryota, Fungi, Ascomycota, Dothideomycetes, Dothideales, Saccotheciaceae. The record is from RefSeq and is a predicted model, not a curated record. The transcript is spliced from 2 exons. Bases 1 to 1056 code for a protein of 351 amino acids.